This is a messenger RNA of Acaulospora colombiana, 246 nucleotides long. NCBI's taxonomy places the organism in Eukaryota, Fungi, Glomeromycota, Glomeromycetes, Diversisporales, Acaulosporaceae. The record is from the annotation of a GenBank genome assembly.
UCAUCGACUAGCGUUGAGCAGCGCAGCAUACAUGAUGGCGAGGCCCUUGUAGCAAGGACAGAAAACUUUGCUGAAGACCUCGUAUCAAGAGACUUGGAAAAGCGAAAGUUUUCUAUUGGGGGUGCUCUAAAAACUGCCGCUUCUGUCGUCAAGAAGGUAGCGAAGGCUGCACCGAAAGUCUUGCCAAAAGUAGCUUCAAAGGCAAAGUCUGUCCAAAAGUCUGCUCCCAAGAAGGCUUCUCCCUAA